Molecule: messenger RNA, 3724 nt
Organism: Rattus rattus (black rat)
Lineage: Eukaryota; Metazoa; Chordata; Mammalia; Rodentia; Muridae
Gene: Hmgxb4
Product: HMG-box containing 4
Exons: 11
Coding region: 148-1785 (545 amino acids)
Source: RefSeq, a predicted model, not a curated record
CGCGCUUUUCUCUCCUUCUCCAAGAUGGCGGCGGUCGGCGGCGCUGAGGCGGGAUCCGAGCGAGCCGAGUGAAGACCUGGUCCUGUAGACGGGAAGGAGCCUGGACACAGUGACACAGCACAUUCUCAAAGGCCCUGCAGGACCACCAUGGCUUAUGAUGACUCCAUGAAGAAAGAAGAUUGCUUUGAUGGCGAUCACAGCUUUGAGGACAUAGGACUUGCAGCUGGCCGAAGCCAACGAGAAAAGAAGCGGUCUUACAAAGAUUUCUUAAGGGAAGAGGAGGAAGUCGCUGCGCAGGUCAGGAGUUCUUCCAAGAAGAAGUCAAAGGACAGUGAUCUGUUCUUCUUGGGGACGGACACACACAAGAAGAAGAGGAAGCACUCCCCCGAUGAUUUCUACUAUGGAGACAUUUCGACUUUGGAGUCAUCACAGAAGAAAAAGAAGAAAUCUAGUCCACAGUCCCCUGACACAGCAAUGGACCUGUUGAAAGCUAUCACCUCCCCUCUGGCAGCAGGGGCCAAGGCCUCUAAGAAGGCAGGGGAGAAAUCCUGCAGUUCUUCAAGCCACUCAGAGAGCAGAAAGGAACACCACAAGAAGAAGGGCAAUGGCAGCACUGGAGAGCCCUCCCUGGACGACAGCAACGCCCACAAACCCAAAAGAAUGAAGCCACUCUACGUGAACACAGAGACGCUGACUCUCCGAGAGCCUGAUGGCUUAAAGAUGAAACUUAUUCUCUCACCAAAGGAGAAGGGGAGCAGCUCAGUGGAGGAGGAGGCUUUUCAGUACCCUGCCCAACAGGCUUCUCUGAAGAAGCCCUCCAAGAAAUUAGCUCGAGAAGAGCAAGGUGCUUUACUCCUAGGACACGAGCUACAGAGCCUCCUAAAAACGGCCCGGAAGAAGCACAAGUCAUCCUCGGACUCGCACUCCUCUCCUGGCCCAGAAGGCUGUGGGUCGGAUGGCUCCCAGCUUCCAGAACCCCACAGUGCCAAUCUCGACAUCACAGGGCUUGACCCAAUCCUAGUGGAGUCAGAGUCGUCCUCAGCUGGGGAGCUGGAGGCCGGGGAGCUGGUGAUAGACGACUCCUAUAGGGAGAUCAAGAAGAAGAAGAAGUCAAAAAAGAGCAAGAAGAAGAAGGACAAGGACAGACACAAGGAGAAGCGGCACUCCCGGACCAAGAGGAGCUCUGCCAGAGAGCAUGGCACUGCCCGAGAGCACAUGCUGGUAUCCAGCCCUGCCUCCAGUAUCCCCACCCUGCCACUUCCUGCUCUACACACAGACGGACAUGGGGAGAAGAAGAAGAAAAAGGAAGAAAAGGACAGAGAGAGAGAGAGGGGAGAAAAGCCGAAAAAGAAGAACAUGUCUGCCUACCAGGUAUUCUGUAAGGAAUACCGGGUAACCAUUGUGGCUGACCAUCCAGGUAUAGAUUUUGGGGAACUUAGUAAAAAAUUGGCUGAAGUAUGGAAGCAGUUGCCAGAAAAAGACAAACUGACCUGUUUAACUCCCCGUGAUCUGUUGCAGACCUGUUUAACUCCCCGUGAUCUGUUGCAGAUCUGUUUAACUCCCCUAAGUUUGAAGAGUCCCUCAGCCAACAUUGGACACCGCCUGCAGGAGACAGAGGGCAUGGUAGCAGUGUCCGGAAGCUUGUCAGUGCUCCUGGACUCCAUUAUCUGUGCUCUUGGCCCUUUGGCAUGCCUGACCACACAACUACCUGAACUGAAUGGCUGUCCUAAACAGGUCUUGUCAAACACGCUGGACAACAUUGCGUACAUCAUGCCCGGACUGUGACCUCCAAGAAGCCUGGGACAGAAGACUGUCUACCCCUUCACUAGUUUAUGUAUAUAUGACUGUUCCAGAUCUUCCACUGACCUCUGGGUGUAGGUUUUAAAUUUUUAUAUCUAUAUAUACAUAUAUAAUGUACAGUAUAUACAUAGGAUUAUAACUACUUUGCUUUUAAUAAUUUUAUGAAAUGGCAAAGGUUUAGCUAAAAGGAAACUUUGGCAUGAAUGUGGGCUUGGAAUUAUUUUUUUGUGAAAAAAAAAAUCUGCCUUAAAAAAUCAGUGUAAUUUGGGGACUAGGGGCUUAUUCUGGGUGCCAUAUGUAUCUCCUUGUAAAAUGCUAAAAUGUGAUUUUUUUUCCAAGCUUGGGUUUGCCUGCAGACCCAUUGCUGACCAUUUGCCUUACCUGUCUUAGAAUCAGAAGUGUAGUGAAGAUCAUGGGAGGAGGCCAGCUGACUACAGACUUUCCAACACGGGAUAAUCUGGGGGAGGUGGAGCUUAGGUGGACUGAGUAGGGGACUCAUUCCCGUUCCUGCUAAAGAGGUAUCUGUGUCUCCAGUUUUAUUGUACCCACAGUACCACAGAGUCGUGGGCACCAUCUAUAGCCUCAGUGUGUGAUUCUUGGCCGCAGAAAAAUAAAUACCUUAGAGAAACCAAAGCUGUUGGUGCCACCUGUUGAACCUGCUUGUCUGGCCAGCAAGGCUUGGUGUACAAAACACAAAGCUGCCGUCUUUUACUGGCGGCAUUGGGUGCCCACCAACUCCCAAGAGAGUCUGCAGCUCAGCUGCCUGGUGGCUCUUGGUUCAGCUCUGGUUCCCCUGGUGGGUCCUUUGUGCUCUGCAUUCCACACGGAGCUGGACCACAGAGAAGUCCUUGGUUCUCAGUAGGGUUAUCUAUAUGUGUGUUUGAGUGUAUAUUUUAAUUAUGUGUAUUUAACUCUUUAGAAUUUCUUAGAUUUUAAUUUAUCCUGUAAAUUUCUGUACAUAUAAUUUAAUAACAAGCCUCCAGCAGCAGGAACAUGUGGAGCAUACAGAUUUGUCAUUUCUUAAUGUCUGUCUAAAAGCCUCAAGUCGUCCAUAUGUUAAGGUGUUGUGACUCAGAAAGGAACUUCAUGGCCCUCAAUAAUGUUAGGAAAGUGAAAUAGAAAGGAAUGGCACCAUUCUAACUGCCCUUAUUCCCAAAGAACCAGGCCUGCUUCCCAUCAGAGAGAAGAUAUCUCAACACUCCAGGGUUGUUUGGAAACUUGGUGAGUUAGCCAAGGUAAACCCAGCUGCGUUAACCGUGCUUUCUUCCUCUGGCCUGGAAGAACAGGGCAGCAUCACAGGAGACCUCUGGGGACCAUGUAGCCAGCUGGCAUCCUAGGUAACACCUUCCCAUAGCCCGACUGCUGUCACGGCCGAGCUUCUCACAGGAGUUCUGGAGGCUCUGUCCCCAUCUCAGCUCAGAGCAGUGCUGAGAUGUAAUCUGAGAAAUGGAGACAGGAACAGGAAUAUGUGGGAACUGAAAUCAAGCAAAGCAGAAAUUUAAAUUUGAGUUAACAUGUCAGAACCUCCUUUGAACCUGCAGAAGUUUGCUGUGAGGAACAGCACCCAGGAGAGGCCAAGGAAGGCAUGUAUCGUAUAGGAAGCAGCCAGUCCUCCAUUGCCCUUGUUACAGACAGUUGUGAACUCCUGAGGAGAACGGGCUUUUUCGUGUUUGUUUUCCUCUGAAGCCUAGCCCUGUUGUAUUUGUAUUAAAGAUUUGUACACAUUUGUAUAAUAAUCUGUACCUUGUGGUAUUUGGUACUAUUAGAGGAAAAACUUUGGAUUCAGGCCUUCUUGCUGUUUUUAUAUCAUUGUUUUAUUUUGUUUUUUAAAUAAAUCCUAGUGGUUUGAUCCAAAUCCUAUUACAGUUGUAUAAAGAAACAAAAUUUUGUACUUAUAUUAAAGAUCUCAUUUUUAAUAUUUAUA